ACCACUCCUAUGAAGGAACCAAAAGAAGGAAUUUGCCGAUCAGAUGAACAUUUGACUUAACAUUUUAUCAUCUACAAACGUAACCAGGAGUAGACAGCAAAUGGAGAUGCCGGAUUAUAUUAAUCAGCAACCGAGUCAUGAACAGAAAUGCAGCAGCAAUACGGAUCGAACAGAGACAAGAAUCCUUCAGGUGCUUUUCCUCAGCUUUGGUGUGCUGUGCAUGGUACAAGCUAUUCUCAAUGUGUCUUUACGUCUCACCUUGCACUCCAACCAAGUAUCGACUGCCUCUCUCUGCAACACUACUACUUUAGGUGUCCAAAACCAGAAAGAGGAGGGGAACAUUGACUCUGAGAGAAAGAACACUCUCUGCAAUAGCUUACAAAAACGUGUCAAUGACCUGACUGGAGUCAAAAACCUGCUUGAAAACAAAAUCAGUGAACUCAACAACAAGAUAAAGAGAUUAGAGGAGGAGAAGGACAGACUGAGCGCGCUGAGUGGUUGUGGGUCCUCCUCUAAACGGUGUCCUGCAAACUGGAUUGAGAUGAACAGGAGAUGUUACUUUAUGUCCAGUGAACGUAGGACAUGGGACGACAGCAGGACAGACUGUCAGAUUAAAGGGGCUGACCUGGUGGUGAUCAACAGUGAACUGGAACAGAACGCCUUGUACCGUUUGUAUGGGGAUCCAUUGCUCUUAUUCUGGAUUGGUCUGCGUAACACUGAUAGGACCUUCAGAUGGGUGGAUGGAUCGGCUCUGAAUAAACUAUUUUGGCAGCCUGGCCAGCCAGAUUCUGUCGGUUUUCUCAACAGAGAAGACUGUGUGGAGAUGAAUCUCCGGGACCCGGUGGAGGCCAGCUGGAAUGAUGCCCCUUGUGGACAGCACCGGCGCUGGUUGUGUGAGAAAGAUCCACGUGUCUGCUGAAAAAGAUGAUACCAUGUGUAUGUAUAUGUAAAUUACUUGAUGCACAUUAAAGAAAUCUGAAUAAAAAACUGAUUUUAAACGACUAUCCACAA
This is a messenger RNA of Scophthalmus maximus (turbot), 1011 nucleotides long. RefSeq names its product CD209 antigen-like protein E. The transcript is spliced from 6 exons. The record is from RefSeq and is a predicted model, not a curated record. Lineage: Eukaryota; Metazoa; Chordata; Actinopteri; Pleuronectiformes; Scophthalmidae. The coding region runs from base 101 to 919 and encodes 272 amino acids.